AUGGGUUAUUCGAUCUGGGAAAUAGCGAAGGCCUUCAUCGACAACCACUCCGAGCUCACCGCUAACCUCUACACCCAGGCCAUCGUCGUCGACCCCAACAACUCCGAGCUCCACUCCGACCGCACUCAGGCCAACAUCAAAUCCAACAAUCUCACUGAAGAAGAGAAUCUGAACGAUGUCUGGAAGAAAGAGGUGGAAACAGUCUUUGUAUCUCAUGGCCUUUCAUGCAAAUUGAACUGGGAUGAGUGUAAGAUGACUGCUACUGCAACAGAACGUACCCUGUUUAUAGGGGUGCACGUGGUAGUCAAUGUUGGCUGUGGCACCGGAAUUCUUUCUAUCUUUUGUGCUCAAGCUAGUGCAAAAUGUUUUAUAGGAAAGAAAGCUGCCUAUGCCUUGAACGAGGGUAUGGGAGUAAUUGAAGAUAGGUCAUGUACAACGACUUAUGGAUUUGAUAUUGAUGAGGAGGUUGAUGUUAUAAUUUCAGAGUGGAUGGGAUACAUGCUUCUGUAUGAGGACGAGGUGGACUUUUUGAGUUCAUUGAAAAACGAUUCAGAAAAUGGACAUAUGGUUAUUGUGAUUGCUGAGGGAGCAGGACAUGAUCUUCUUUUAGAGAGCUUGGAAUCCAUGAACUAG
Molecule: messenger RNA, 633 nt
Organism: Rosa chinensis
Lineage: Eukaryota; Viridiplantae; Streptophyta; Magnoliopsida; Rosales; Rosaceae
Product: protein arginine N-methyltransferase 1-like
Exons: 6
Coding region: 1-633 (210 amino acids)
Biological process (GO): peptidyl-arginine methylation
Molecular function (GO): protein-arginine N-methyltransferase activity
Source: RefSeq, a predicted model, not a curated record